AUGGCAAUUGAAGAAACAGGUCCUCAACCGCACAUCAACCUCCAAAGAGGCUGGCCGUCUCCUCGUCUUCUACCGGCCAAAGCACUCCUCGCAGCUGCAGAGGGAGUCUUGUCAUUCCCCUCUCGAGCAACAGAUGCCUUGCUUUAUGGCCCUAACAUUGGAGAUCCAGCUCUCCGAAAAGGCGUCGCAGAAUGGCUCUCACGAUUGUAUUGCUUACGCUCACCACCAAGCACAAAUCCAGAAGCUUCACAGCCGGAACCAAUCACCUCAGAGCGUAUUUGCAUUACAAACGGUGCAUCGGGAAAUCUUGCUGCCAUUUUGUCUGCUUUCACGGAUCCGGUGUAUACCCGUCGUAUAUGGAUGGUUGAGCCGACGUACUUUCUAGCUUGCACAAUCUUUGACGACGCUGGCUUCCAGGGACGCUUGACCGGCGUGCCAGAGGAUGAUGACGGUGUGGACGUAGAGUUUCUGAGAGCACGAAUCAGUGAGGUCGAUCAAAAAGCUGAUAAACCGGGCGCGACUGCGGAAGAGGUCACUUUCAAGAACUCACCUCAAUACACCAAGCUGUACCGACAUGUCAUCUACCUCGUUCCCACAUUCAGCAAUCCGAGUGCGAAGACGUACACGAGCGCGCGACGAGAGGCUCUGGUUAGAUUGGCACGAGAGGUGGAUGCACUGAUCGUUACGGAUGAUUGCUAUGAUUUCUUAUCAUGGACAGUCCAGGAGCAGGAAAGCAAAGGUGUCAACGGAAACUCAAAAUCCUCUUCUGUGCCAACCCCUCCACCACCCAGAUUGGUUGAUGUUGACAAUUCACUGCCCGGAGGAGAUCUAAAAUGGGGGAACGCCACUGCGCUUCAUAUCAGACAAGCAGUUGUUUACGAUGAUCAACACGGAUAUCCCACGGGACUGGGUCAGAUUAUAGUCAAGAAUGAAGAAGAGGCAUGGCGAACAUAUCGAAAGCUUUCGGCAACGGGAUGGGAUGGGCAUCCCCUGACUGUGACUCUGGCCAGAGCUAGUUCCCCGACGAGACCGAUUGCUGGUCCUACGAAAAGUCCUCCGUCCUCGGGCCAUACAGUGGCGUAUGGAGGAAAAUUUGCAAGGCACUCAGUUGCAGGAACUCCAACGCCGGAAUCGCCAGUUACCACAGAACCCAUCAGAUCGCAUUCAAUAGCAUCAGGCACCUUAUACCCGCAGUACAUACCGCCAUGCACGCCAACGGGUCACAGCGAUGGAACCAUUCAGGGAUUCUCGCCAUUGGUAGAGUCUCCAGGGGGAUACGGACAUCAUCACCAUCAACAUGCACCAACUGGAUGGAAUAUGCAGCCCGAUGGAUUGGGAAUGCUCACUUUCUCGCCGCCGGGAAUGAGCAUGUUUCCUCCGCCAUUUGAACAGCAACAGAUCGAGUAUUCAUAUUACGUCCCAUACUCACAUCCGAUGCAGAUCCCGGUGCGUGGUCAGCCGAUGUAUGCAGAGACAGGAUACCAUGAAUUUCAGCAGCAGCAGCAAGCGCCGUCGGUCUUUUUCGGUCAGUAUCCACCAACGGGAAAUCAGUACUACCAGCACCAACAACACCAGGGUUAUCACGUCUACGCGGGGUAUGAAUCACGAAAACACAGCCUGCAUUCUAGCAGUACAUCUGAUGUAUACCCGAACACGGCCGUAACAGCAUCAUAUAACAAUAAUGGAGGCAUGCUUCCGCACCAAACACUACCCCAAGGCAUCCGCCACAUAAUAAUCGACAAUAUCUGCCCCGGCGUCGACGUCCAAAUCCUCCAAGACCAUUUCCGUGACGCUGGAAAAAUGCUCGAUUGCAAGAUCAUUCGAUAUAAUAACCACGAGAAUGGGAACGAAGCUAGAUAUAACGAGCUCAGUUACCCAGGCCAGUGCUACGCAACAGCCACCUUCUCAACGGUCGAGGAAGCCGAGAGAGCGGUUGGUAUGUAUAAUGGUUCUGAUCUGGGCGGAAGUAGGGUUGUGGUUCGGUUGGAUACAGAGUGGGAUCCCUCAAAUAUCGUAUUCGUUGUCGUUUACGACUUCGUCGAAUGCGCUGUUGGCAUCGUCCGUGUCAUCGUCGACGGCGACGUCUUUGGGAACCUUUUCCGAAUCCGCAACCUCCCAACUAUCAAACAUUCCCACGACGAACAAGGCUUAUUACCGGCACCACCAGCACCGCGAUAG
Talaromyces amestolkiae is the source of this 2178-nucleotide messenger RNA. RefSeq lists its product as uncharacterized. Gene Ontology annotation, biological process: biosynthetic process. Bases 1 to 2178 code for a protein of 725 amino acids. Lineage: Eukaryota; Fungi; Ascomycota; Eurotiomycetes; Eurotiales; Trichocomaceae. Gene Ontology annotation, molecular function: pyridoxal phosphate binding; RNA binding; L-2-aminoadipate:2-oxoglutarate transaminase activity. The record is from RefSeq and is a predicted model, not a curated record. The transcript has 6 exons.